Molecule: messenger RNA, 1540 nt
Organism: Pimephales promelas (fathead minnow)
Lineage: Eukaryota; Metazoa; Chordata; Actinopteri; Cypriniformes; Leuciscidae
Source: RefSeq, a predicted model, not a curated record
AAAUCUGUAUUUGAAUCUCUGUAUCUUUUAGAUUUAGAGGAGAUGUGUCCUGGUAUACCGUUGAUCUGGACUUACCACCAAGCAAAAGAUGGACAGAUGUUAUUACAGACAAAAAGAAGGAUAUGGCGAGCAUGAUUCAGGCUAUCAGAGAUCUAGCAGAUGCCUUUGUUCCCAGUGGGAAGCUCAUCCAACUAGUAGACAAGGAAUUGCCCUUGAUGGUGAACACCUUGCCGUAUCCUUUCGAUGAGGAGAUCAGAGGAAUAGCAUCAGUGUCUGGUGUUCCUUUGGGUGAGGUGGUGCUCUUCAACAUAUUUUAUGAGGUGUUCACUGUAUGCACUUCUCUGGUUGCAGAGGAUGCCAAGGGCAAUCUUAUCCAUGCAAGGAACCUGGACUUUGGACUUUUCAUGGGUUGGGAUUUGAAGAACAGGUCAUGGAUCAUCACAGAGAAGCUGAAGCCACUUAUUGUCAACCUCGACUUCAGAAGGAACAAUCAGACUGUCUUUAAAUCCACCAAUUUUGCAGGAUACGUGGGCAUGCUGACUGGUAUUCAUCAGCGCUCUUUCACACUCACUAUGAAUGAACGAUUCAGUCUGGAUGGAGGGUACAUUGGAAUUCUGGAGUGGAUCUUGGGGAAGAGAGAGGGCAUGUGGAUGAGUUUUCUGACUCGUUCUGUGUUGGAGAAUGCAACUAGCUAUGAAAGUGCCAAGGCUCUGUUGUCUGACACUAAGCUGCUCGCUCCAGCUUACUUCAUCCUGGGAGGGAACCAGACGGGUCAAGCCUGCAUCAUCACCAGAUCCAGAACACACAACAUCAAUCCACUGGAGCUUGAUGUGAAGAAUGGCAGGUGGUAUGUUUUGGAGACUAACUAUGACCACUGGAAAGAGCCUCUGUUUUUGGAUGACAGGAGAACUCCUGCUAUGAAAUGCAUGAAUCAGACCACACAGAAUGACAUCUCCUUAAAGACAGUCUAUGAUGUCCUGUCCACCAAGCCAGUCUUAAAUAAACUGACCACAUACACUUCUCUAAUGGAGGUGUCUAAGGGGACGUUGGAGUCUUAUAUCCGUGACUGUCCUAACCCCUGCAUGCCGUGGUGAUGGAUGGCAUCUGGGCAAGCUGCAUCACUGGGACGUUCUUAUGUAUGUUUAAGAAAAACCAUCCAAUUCAAAAUGUAGCAUCAUUAAAAAUCAGCGCUUGCUAAUUUAAGAAGAUUUGCAACAAUCAUCAGGGCAUCAUCUUGGUUAAUCAAGGAAGAGCAGCCUAUUUACUACUUGUGUUGUGUGGGGGUGUGGGAAAUUGCACUGAAAAUGUAUAUUGCAUAUGGCAAAUUGUAUUUUUUUUUUUAACAUACAUUUUAGCAUACAGAAAUGUGUACAGUGGAACGUGUUUCAACUGGAUAAUCAACACUACUGGUGCCUUGUAACUUUAUUAAACCUCCUCAGUGCCAACCAAUGUGUAUAAGAGGAAAAAUGAUCAACUAAAAAUGAGUGUACAAGCAGUAUACACAUGUACACAACUAACAUCAAUAAAUCAUGGAAAUUCA